GUCUCCAGGAGACGACCAUGGCUGGGGAUGCGGGAGGUCGCGGUUGCCCAGGCUCGGAGAUGCUCCUGCACCCAGAACUGCUGUCCCAAGAGUUCCUGCUGCUCACGCUGGAGCAGAAGAAUAUAGUUGUUGAAGAGGAAAUAAAGAUCAACAAAGAUGACCUUACCAAUAUCUAUGUUCAACAUGCCAUACCAUUGCCUCAAAGGGAAUUACCAAAAAGUAGAUGGGGGAAAAUGAUGGAAAAGAAAAGAGGGCAAAAUGAAUUGAAAAAUGAGCAUAAAAGGGAUAUGAGUAUGGAAAGUUUACGGAAAAGACCCCUCAUUGUCUUUGAUGGAAAUUCAACAAGUACAAGCAUAAAAGUGAGAAAGACUGAAAAUGGAACAAAUGAUCGGCUAAAACCUCCUCCAUCAGUAGGCGUUACUAACAAUACCUUUAGGAAGUUACCACAUUCAAACACUUCCUCCCUUAUUCUGCCUUCUACCUUGCCUACAGACGUUAAAGUGGAAAGCAAUAAUGACACUAAACAGAACCAUGUGUUAAUGACUAGUAGGAGUACACCGGCCAAUGUAAAAUCACCACCGUUAUCUCCUGUUGGGGGAACUACUGUUGUGAAAUUAAAGAGAACUGCUCCAAAAGAAGAAGCAGAAUCAGUGAGUGAAUUAAAGCCCACAGAAGCAAAGAGGAAGAUCCAACAUGUUACAUGGCCGUGAAUGAGUGGGGUUCCCCAAAAUGUAAAUAUAUCUUCUAACCAUAGAUUCCAGAAAAGGUCACAUUUAUUGACCAGUUUAAGUACUAUAUUUACAGGGGUUCUGACUGCUGUGGAAUUUUCUUAAAAGGUUUAAGACAGCCUUGAAGAUAAGUUCCAAAAAUUUACCUUCCCCUUAAACAUUUUUUUCUUUUUAAUCCUUGCCUCUCACACACUGUAGUCAAAUAGUUAAAAAUCAGUAUUUUUUGCUAAAGACCUGAAUAUGUCAUUAAUCACCUUGGCCAAAUGGCUGUUUGCAAGUUUAAUAUUAAGCUUUCUGAUUCAGCAUAGAAAUAAUUUUCACCAGACAUCUUCAGAGUAUGUGACAAUUUUCUAAAUUUCCGUUUUAAAUCUAAAUCUCUCAGUUUCUGUUGUAGCCAGUUGGUGGGUUUUCUCCAUCAGUAUGUGCUCAGUGGAAGAAUGUUUGUUAUAUAGAUGUAUCAGCAAAUAUUA
Gracilinanus agilis (Agile Gracile Mouse Opossum) is the source of this 1198-nucleotide messenger RNA. RefSeq names its product chromosome 3 C2orf49 homolog (gene TSLIG2). NCBI's taxonomy places the organism in Eukaryota, Metazoa, Chordata, Mammalia, Didelphimorphia, Didelphidae. Bases 18 to 710 code for a protein of 230 amino acids. The record is from RefSeq and is a predicted model, not a curated record. Gene Ontology annotation, biological process: embryonic morphogenesis. Gene Ontology annotation, cellular component: tRNA-splicing ligase complex. The transcript has 4 exons.